UCAUGUAAAGGUCACUUUUGCAGAAGGGCAACAAAAGUUGGAGUUUGGAAGUAUUGCAUUUUUCUCGUUUAUAAUUUCUGAUAUGUUAACUUGUGCCGGGUUGAAGAGCAAACUCCUUUUCAGUCCGCUAUCCGCUGCAUACCAGGUAAACUACCAUAACAAUUUUUCUCGAGAAAAAAUCUGGUUAUCCGAGACGUGACCGUUCACAUGCCUUGUAAUUUUCAGCUAAUUUUUCCUCAGCUGUUUGUCUGUUAUUCAAAGCUUGCUUGUGUUUACUAUCUUCACAGUAUUGAUGUAAACAUAGCUUGAACAAGCCUUUCUCUCUUCGCCCUCUAAAAACCGAUUUAAAGACUUCUUGCAUCCUGGAAUAUUUAUUAUUAUAUAAGAAUUUGGUUAAAAAAUGGGAAAACUUCUCAUAUAUGGAGCAAGGAUGGCGCAGUGGUGAGAGCACUCGCCUCCCACCAAUGUGGCCCGGGUUGGAAUCCUGGCAUCGACGCCAUAUGUGGGUUGAGUUUGUUGUUGGUUCUCUCCCUUGCUCUGAGAGGUUUUUCUCCACAUACUCUGGUUUUUCCUUCUCCUUAAAAACCAACACUUCCAAAUUCCAAUUCGAUCUGUAAUGCACGGACACAUUCCAACAAGUUCUUAAGAACUCCUAAAUGCUCCGUUGGUAAACAAAUUACAUAAUUACAAAAACAGAGUUGAAACUUAACUGUUCCGUUGUGUUCUCAACUAUGUGGCGUAAGGUGCAGUUGGUUAAGGGUUUUAAGGCUGGUUUUCAGUAGAGACCAAGUCGGAGUCGGAGUUGUAAUGAGAAGCAUAAAACUUUAUGAUCUAGUGAAAACAGCAUUCUGAUUCUGCUUACAACUCUGUCAUUUAUGAACUAGAUGUUGAGAAUCACAAGGCAAGUCACAAGGGGAAGAACUAAACUCCCUAGGGGGUAAGAAAACUUUGAAUUUAGAACUUUUCCCAGUCCACUUUUGUACAUUUGAAAUUAUUCAAGGACACAUUGCUUUUAAAAAUACUGUUCAAUGCAUUAACAAGCAAACUGUUGUAAUUAGAACGGAGUAUAAAAAUUGGCCCAUUUCUAGAACGGGGUGUUUUAGGGCGAUUCAAUUUUAGGUUUUUUUUUUUUUUAUGGGGUGCCAAUUUGGAGUCCCGGCGGCACAUACCCACCCAAAAAAUACCCAAGUGCCCCCGGGCUAAACUCCCAGUCACAUAGCGUGGGAAUGUGCAUUGUGAUUGGUUUAUCCUUCUGCUUCUGCUUCCGACUCCAAUGAUCUGGUUUUCACUAAAUCGUAAGCAACAGAGUUAUAAGCGGAGUCAGAAGAAAAUGGAAACAUUCUGGUUCUUCCGACUCCAAUUCCGUCAUGCUUAUGACUCUGCUUAUGACUAGGAUUUUUGAUUUUCACUGAGUCAUAAGCCCUCUUAUGACUCUGUUUACCACUCCAACUCUGACUCCGUCACUACGCGAAAACCAGUGUUUUGUAGUAUAAAUAAUUUCUGGUAAUCAUACAUUGCACCUUUUUUAUUAAGCCAUGUUAUGGUGGGGUAGGUGUGGUACGCACCCCAUCUCAACUUUAAACCAUUUUGUGUUUUACUCACAAUAUCAGAAAGUCAACAUGUUGCUGUUGAAUUUCAUCCAAUAAAGAAAUGCAAAUAAUCCACAAAUGUAAGGAGUGUUAACUUUAUUGUAAACAUAAUCACCAUGUUUGGCCUUGAAAUUAUUAACAACAAUUUAGUUGCUGACUUACAAUUGUAAAAAUUCUGGGCUGUCAUUAAGUUUUUAAGUGGCUGGUCUCUCAGGGAAAGUAAAUGGUCCUUUAUCCGAAAAAUUAUCCUAUAUUAUUUUGUUAUGUUUGUCUGAAUUUUUACGUUAGAGUUACCUGCUGAUUUUAUUGCAGCAGCCAGCUAAAACAGCUGGCUCUCAGCUACUAAUGACAGCUUUGAUUAUUAAGAGUGUUGUAUAUGUGAUGUCACCUCUAGGUAGCAGCACAGCGCUUUCUUCACCGAGAACCACUGCAUCCAGAAUGGAAUGAAUUGGCAAAGAAACAACUGAAAGGUGCUGAUCCUGCGAAGAAACUGACAUGGCACACACCAGAGGUAAAGAAGCUUAUAACAUGAAAUCUUGUACAUCAUCAGAUCAUUAUCUUUCAAAUGCAGAGCAGGCAAUCACAGUUUUCCCCACUCCACCUGGUGUGCUCAAGGCCAUGGCUGUUAUUUGUGGCACUUGAAGGUUACCUUUGUUGUUUCUCAGAAGACAUAACACGUUGUUCUGGUAUUUUUUAAAUCCAUGGGGAUUUAAAAGUCACUUCAUAUUAAUCAAACAUAAAAAUCACAAGAAUAAGAGAAAUAAUUAUCAAGAAAAAAAAUUUGACUCUUAGACAUUUUUAUCUUCUCUUGAAUAUACAAUAAUAAAAUAUAAUUAUUAUUAUUAUGAUUAGUAUUCUCUGUUAUCUUUCAGGGCAUUGACAUCAAGCCUGUUUACACCAGGACUGACACUCAGCAUGAAGAAGAGGAGAUUCCUGGAAAGUUUCCCUUUACACGGGGUCCCUACCCAACUAUGUAUACCAACCGACCCUGGACCAUUAGACAGGUGAGUUAAAUUAUAAAAUUGCAGCCGUUUUUGAAAACCAUGAGACCCAUUGUCACAGAACUCACAAAGAAGAAGAUAAAGCAAUCCUGCUAACCCAGCAUUACAGUGUACCAGUGUAGCUUUGCUCAAGUCAUUGUACUUAAUUUAUGGUACUUUUGGUAUUCAUUUCUGUAACUUAAUUUUUAUUGCAUGCGGCAAAACAAGUGUAGAAUUCCAUUUUCUCAAAUGUCCUAUGAUAGAACCAAAACUGGCUUCCCUACUCUGGUGGAACACUGUCUGCAAAAGGGUUCUAAAGUGAUGACAUCAUAGAAAUUAAAUUUGUGAAAUUAUGGGAUUUGUUGUGAUAUUCUGAAAGAACAACAUCCAAAAGGCCUAGUUACAUGUACCAAAAACUAGCAUUUAAACUAGCCCAGUUGUGCUUUGAUGACUCCAUACAAAUCCUUCUAGUUUUGCCCUUGUUCAUAACGUUAAGAACUAAGUCGAAUUUAGAAGGAUUUGUAUGCAGUCAUGUGGUAAUAAUUUCAUCUUUUAUAAAACAAUGUGAAUUACAUUGUAGUUAGUGCACAAUGAAGUCAACAGUACAUGCUGACAUGUAUGCAAUUAAUGGAUUUACACAUUAUUUUUAACAGUAUGCAGGAUUCAGUACUGUUGAAGAAAGCAACAAGUUUUAUCGUGACAACAUCAAAGCUGGUCAACAAGGUCUCAGUGUUGCAUUUGAUUUAGCCACCCAUCGUGGGUAAGGACAUUGACUGUGUUUUCUUUAGGCACAUGAGACCCUCUGCAGUUUAAUGGACAAAAUUAUAGAUUUAUUUACAGUGUAAAUAUUGACCCCUGGAUUACUGACUCCAGUUAUCGUCUAGAAAACAAAAUGCGAAACUGCUUACUGGUAUAGAAUGGUUCCUUGAAAAAUUUGGGUCUCAGAGAAUUUUGGCCUAGUCUCAAAAUCUUGGAAGUGUUUAGAUCUCAGUCCCAUUUUUGGGUAAUUUUUCAUCUUGGAGUCUGGAAUUUUGAAACCAGUGUCUCACAGUCUAGCAAAGUCUCGAAUUUCACCACUCUACAUGUACAGUGGUGGAUCCAGAAUUUGAAGUUGAAUGGUGAGAACAAUGUUGUGGUUGUUUUUUUAUUUCGUUUACCAUAGGUAUGAUUCUGACAAUCCCAGAGUUCAUGGUGAUGUGGGAAUGGCUGGUGUUGCAGUGGAUUCUGUUGAGGACAUGAAGGUAAAAUUCUGUCAGAACAGUAAUUUUACCAUUGUGAAAGAAAUAGUAGGUGCAGACAUGUCAAGGGUGGUACCAAGGUGUACUACGGAAGAGAAGGAAUGAAGUCACAAAAAACUAAAUUUGUGAAAUUAUGGAAUGGGCUACUAUAUUCAGAAAGGACAGGGUGAAUAAAGCUCGCUUGCCAAAACUUAUCUCGUUAGUGCAAAUUGGUGAGGAGAAGUAAGCAGCGUUAUGCUCUGAUGACCCUAUAUAAACCCUCCUAAAAUAUGCCUGGAUCAUUAAUGUUAUGAUCCUGGCCAAUUUUAGAGGGCUUUGUAUGGAGUCAUCAAAACAAACUGGUGCUUAUAUAUAUCUCCUCACCAAUUUGCACUAACAGGCUGAUUUUUAGCAAAGGGGCUUUUUUCAUCUUGUUCUUUCUGAAUAUGCUAAUCAAUCCCAUAAUUUUACAAAUACGAAUAUGUUGUGACUUCACACUUCUCCUCUAAUCACACCAAAACUGCAUGCACUUGUUUUCAAUGAUUGCUAAGUCAAUGAAAGUGCUCUAUAACAGUCCCUCCAUUGUGGGUUGGUAAGUUGAGUUGUUGGGUUAGUUUGAAGUGUAAUGAUUAUUUUUAUUACAGGUUAAUGAAAAGUCAUUUUGUAUCCUUUACUCUUCUUCUAUACUGUAGAUGCUAUUUGAUGGCAUACCUUUGGAAAAAAUGUCAGUGUCAAUGACAAUGAAUGGUGCUGUGUUACCGGUCUUGGCCAUGUACAUUGUUGCUGCAGAAGAAAAGGUGAUAUAUCAGUCAAUAUCAAUGGUUCUUAAUAACUUUGCUUUUUUACUGUAAGUACAUUUUUGUUAGCAUGGACAGCAAGACAUAUAGCAUACAAAUGCCUGAUAAAACUUGCACUGAUUUACGCUUAACCAGCAAUGAUAAAACCAUUAUCUCAUUAAGUACCCUUUAAGUAAUAAUCCCAAGAGGGUACUUGCCUAAAAUAUCCAGCUAGACUACAUGUACAGAUUUGUACGCAUUGUUUCAAUAGCCUUACAGUAGCUCCCAUGAGUCUACUGCUACUUAGUGGUACAUCUAAAACAUCUGGACAAGUAAUCAGAGGCCAGGGUAGACCUUUUCUGCCAAAGCCUUCAAACCCCGACCCUGUUUAAGACAAAAAUUGCUCAUUUUGCAACCCUGUUUAAGACCGGAGACACUACUUUCUGUGCCUGAUUUGUUUUGUUUUGCAUGCAGAAUUAAGUAAUUUUUUACACUAAAAUCUUGGAAAUAGAUAUUUAGGAAAAAAAUUAUUUGUAUUGCAAAUGUAGACCGCUCAUUGGAAGUCUCCAUGCUCUUUGAAAGGCUUCCAGUCCAAAAAGACACCCUGUUCAAGAUGCUUAGAAGUGGAAUUGUAUACCCUGUUUAAUACUCAAGACCCUGAAAACCAUACCCUGUUCAGUGGCACAUACAUGUAUUGUAUAGGCCAAAUACAGGAGUGCCCCUGCCCAGGGUCAUAGGUUUGACACCUAAUGGGAGUACUCAGACUUUUUCUUCUGAGCUGCCUGUGUCACUGAAUGAAUAACCAUCUCUUUCACAUUUGCUUCAAUGUGUGCACAGCAAAAUAAAUACUUUCCUUCUGAAAUAAAGUCUGGAUCCUUCUCAAGCCUUUCCUGUACUAGUCUCCAUAACCCCCUCCUCCCAGCCUUACCACAAGGAAAAAGGUCAUGCAGGGUCAAUAACUCCAAUCUACAUUCACUUUACUGUUGUCGCUAUAAAGUUAAUGUGUCUAAAAAUUUUCAUAAUACAAGCAAUUUAACAACUCUGCGACUGUUUUUUAGGGAGUAAAACAAGAGCAGUUAUCUGGGACUAUUCAAAAUGACAUUCUAAAGGAAUUCAUGGUGCGUAACACGUACAUCUUUCCACCGGAGCCUUCCAUGAAGCUUAUUGGUGAUAUCUUCUCUUACACAUCCAAGGUAUUUGUGAAUUUUUAACUUGAGCAGUUUUUCAAAUUGCUGCUUUAAUGUUAUGUUCUUUUAGUGAGAAAGACAUGUAGUAUAAGCUCUCGUAGGGACAGUAGAAGCUCACCAUAGGGACCCAAAAAAGGUGUCCAUUACUGAAGCUGGCCACUUACGAGAAUGGUUCUCAUAAAACAGUGGCCACUAGAGGUGUAAUGGUUAAAUGGCUGCUAUAAGGGAAAAAAUCUUGCCCAACUGCAAGUAAAAAUUGAAAAUAUAAGCGCUUGGCUAUGUUACAGGUCAAAAUUAAAUCCAGGUUAAAAUUUUUUAACCUAGGUUGAUUCUCAAUUUCCUUGUCUCCUAGCCCUAAUUCAUGAAUAAUCAGGGCUGGAAGACAGAGGAAACGGAGAAUCAACUUACAUGUGUAAGUUAAAAAAUGUUAGGCUGAAUGUAAUUUUGACUUGUUACAGCUAUACUGUUGUUCAGAAAAUGUUGUAGUUCAGUCACAAGCAUAAAUUUCAAGAGAUGUUUUGAAGUGUAACUGGGUGUGUAUGUGAAAACGCUGAAACUGAUACAAAUUCAUUGUGACGAACAGCAAUAUAAAAUUGUCAUUGUAAAUGCCAUUCUGGUUGUGUUUUUAGAAUAUGCCUAAAUACAACAGUAUUUCAAUCUCUGGUUACCACAUGCAAGAAGCUGGAGCUGAUGCAGUGUUAGAAAUGGCUUUCACUUUAGCUGAUGGAUUAGAGUACUGUAGAACAGGUAUGGGGGUAAAUAAAAACCACCGAAAUUUAGGCCUCUACCACGUACUAAUUUGGUUGUGGUACUUUGCAGUAUUGAUAUGUUAACUAGACAGUGAGCGGUUGUUCUUCUUUCCAGGGCAGAGCUACAGGCGAUGAGCAAAAAAUAGAAUUAUGUAAAUUAAUGGCAAUAAGGAGCUGUGCUAAAAAGGCUUUUGCCCUCAUUCAUCGUUCAUGACUCAAAAGCUUCACCGCUUGUUCCCAGAGUACAUAAACAAGUUCUCAAUCUACAGUGACUCAAAAACAAUACCUGAAAAAUAGCACUGCCCUCAGCAGUUUGUCUGUUGGCACAAAUUAACAAACCCCACUGUGAAGAUUACUUGAAAAUAACAGGGAUGUUGUAUUUGGCAGAUAAGCCCUCCACGUUUCAAAACGCUGAGAUGUCCUGUUAUGAAACCCCAGGGGAUGCUGAUGGUGGCUUUAACCUUUAAACGUGUUCUUUCUUUUGGCUAUCUAAGGUCUUAAAGCAGGUCUGAACAUUGACAGCUUUGCACCACGGCUUUCAUUCUUCUGGGCCGUUGGAAUGAAUUUCUACAUGGAGAUAGCAAAGAUGAGGGCAGCACGCAGACUUUGGGCUCACCAGAUUGAAAAGAAUUUUAAGCCAAAGAACAUGAAAUCAUGUAUGUUGAGAACUCACUCACAGACCUCUGGAUGGUCACUUACUGAACAGGUAAAAGAAUGUUAAAAUCAUGUAUGUUUAUAUUUUAAGACACUUUGUAACAUUGAGAUGAUGCUUAACAGUUUUGAACUAUGUUUUUACAAUUUGAUUUGUUUAGCCAACUUUCACAGAAACUUGUCUCAUAAGACCUACUAUGCACCAGGUUUUAGAUUAAUUUUGUUUUCUUGUUUUUUAUUUUUAUUAUUGUGUGUAGGACCCCUACAACAAUAUUAUCAGAACAACAAUAGAGGCUAUGGCGGCAGUGUUUGGUGGUACCCAGUCCCUCCACACCAACUCAUUUGAUGAGGCUCUGGCACUACCAACUCGCUUUAGUGCAAGGAUUGCUCGUAAUACUCAGAUCAUACUUCAAGAAGAGUCAGGAAUUCCUAAGGUGAUUUCUAAAGGUUGCUUUCUUUACCAACGUCAGAGUUCCCGUAAGCGAAGACCAGCGGGAUCCAAGGCAUUGUUAAAUGAUUGUUUGCAAUCUUUUUAAAAAGCUAUAACUUUUUUUUGCAUCAAUUGAAUUCCAAUAAUAGACCAGUUUUGUUAUUCAAGGCUAUAAUAAGCACUGGAACUGUUUCCUGUCGUCUUUUACAACGGAUGGCAAGAAAGGACAUUAGCUAAAACUUGAAAAACUUGGGCCAACUUUUUCAAAGCUCUCAAAGAAUUUUUCAAAAUCCUAUUAAAACGCACUUUUGACAAAAAGAAACCAGAAUUUCUCAGAUCUAAUAAUAACAUCAUCGUUCUUCCCGGUCGACGCUCUGCUCCUACUCACAGCUACGGGUAUGGGUAUCGGGUUUUUCAACUUUUGACAUGUACAAGUUAGGGAAAAAUCCGUCGACAACACUGGAAAGAGCGCCUUGAAAUUACUAACCUACCAAGUUUGAAAGUGAUGCGUCUCAAGCGUGCGAAGGUAAAGCUCCGCAAAAUUGCGAAAAGUUACAGACGUUUGUAUGGUGGGAGGGGGGGGGGGGGGCAAGUUUGUGCCGCCACAUUGUGGGCCACAAACGUCAGUGAAAUUUCGCGACUUUGAGGAGGUAUAUCUUCGUUAGUUUUCAACAAAUCACCUUCAAACUUGGAAAUUUUAUUAAUUUAAAGGCGCUCUUUCCUGCGGAGGAGAUGGAUUUUCCCUGACUUGUCCAUGUCAAAAGCUGAGAAAAACCGUGGAAAGGUCUAUUAGGGCUGUCAGCAAGAUUUCAAGUUGCCCGGUAAAUACAACAAGUAGGCGGGUAUUAAACAGCUAGGGAUUUCUUUGGGUUCUAUUUUCCUAUGAAAGUAGUCAGGGGCUACGUUCAUAGUAGCGGAGCGGAAGGAAAUCCCCGGCUCCCGCCUCUUAAUGACAGCCCUGUCUAUUUACCCAUACCCCUGCGCGGAAACGGUGUAUCAAAGGGUCGCUAAUGUCUGCUUCCGCUUUAUAUAUGAAUAACCCCUCACAGAAUGUAAAAAUACAGAAUUUAUAUCGGUGUUAGUAGAGUAUUUUUUUUUCAAAGCGGUUGUACAUGUAGAUAGAGCUGUUCACUAUCCUGAUCUUCAGCUGUACAUGUACCUGGCAAUUUAUCGUAACACAUUUUCAAAUCUUCCUAAACUGGAAUAAAUAUAUUUAGGUUGCAGAUCCUUGGGGUGGUUCAUUUAUGAUGGAAAGCCUGACUAAUGAGAUUUAUGAAGAAGGACUUAAAGUCAUUAAUGAGGUAAGACCGGGAGUUUGCUUGAAUUUAAGACCAUGAAGAAUUAUAAGACGAAAAUGCCAGCUCAUCUAGAAUUCGCGUGUAUAAACUUGGGAGUGAUAGCGUUAAGUUUGUUUUGACGGUGGAAAGGUUUAAUUUUUCCUAGACAGGUUUAAGCAUGGUUUCUAUUAAGAUUACGAUCCAAAAAGGCACUCUGAUUCUACACCUGGUUACUUUCCAUGUUUUUAGUCAUCUAUGCACUCAGGUAACAUUUGAGCUCAAUUAGUUUCUAUUUCUUCUCAUAGACAGCAAAGCAAGUGAUACAUGCGAGUAAUCAGAUGUGUAACAAUUGUGUCACGAGAGGUGUUUUUUUCCUUGCGCCUGUGUAGUUUGGUCUCUCUGAUAUCUGAAUUAAGGGACUGUCCAUUGUCCAAAACAAAGCCUGAGAAAAUAGCCGUAAUUUUGCCACGCUACCACUGGUUUCCCCGCGAAAUUUCGUGUGAGGAACGAGCGGAGAAAUUCCAUACUGAUGACGCGACAUUACCCCGUUUUGCAUCUGAUUGGUUGAAGCAAAUUUGCCACACGGCACGACCAAUGAGAAGCACGGGUAUCUGCGCUCGUUCCUCAGACGUCAUCUCGCGAGACGAAACCAGGGAUGGCAUCCCAAAAACUGAGUUGAUUGAUAUUCUAGUCACAUUUCUAUUCCUUUUUUUCUUUAGGUUGAAGAGUUAGGGGGCAUGGCUAAAGCAGUUGCAGCAGGAAUGCCAAAACUAAGGAUCGAAGAAUGUGCAGCCAAGCGCCAGGCCAGGAUUGACUCUGGUUCAGGUUAGAUGGGAAAAAAGCGAGGGCUCGGGCUAAACAAUUUGAGGGUGACCCAAACCCUAACUUUUCACUCUCAAAUAAUCUUAAUUCUUUAUUUUUUCCCGCUUUUCCAUCUUGAAAUAGUUCGAGGAAACGUGGUUGAAAUGCCCACAUGUAUUCUAAGCCGUUUAUAUUUCCCUACAUAAAAAUCUCCCAUUUGCAACAAACUCAGGGAACUACCUUCCCCUUGCAAAAGGCAGAAACCUCAAAACGUCUGGAAUAUGCCAGUUCAAUCAGGAAGGGGGUUCACCUCCUUAGUGCACUGUGACAUAAUUUUCAAGUUUGUUACAUGCAUUUUAUAGUCUCUCAAUGUUUAUUUACUGAAACCAUUUAAAAGCCACAUUAGGGGAGAUUGUCACUCUUGCUUUUUAAUCUAUAGACGAAAUAUGUUACGAUUCAAACCUUUUUGGCGAAAGUUUUGCAUGGUAUCCUUAUUUCUUGGGAUUUCGCAAAAAGGAAUUUGAAUUUUCUGUGAAUUUUUCGGUUCACUACUAUUGGGAGUGCAAGGGUUAAAGGGGCACGAAUAAUAAUAAUCAACAUCAUCAUCACACGUUCAGAUAAUUCAGCUAACACACAAUAUUGGCUUCUCAACUUAACAAUUAGUUCAUGCGUCAGCGUGCGUAUGUCGAGAUAUUGAGCACGCGGGAAGUUUGGAGAGCACGAAAGAGGCGUAAGAGUUGCACGAGGCGCAGCCGAGUGCAACUCUAGCCUCUUGAGUGCUCUCCAAACUUCCCAAGUGCUCAAUAUCUCGACAUACGCACAGCUGCAGCAUGAACUAAUUGUUUUAUAACAUUAUCAAAGCGGUCAAUGCAACAGUUAACUUAAAAUUUUAUUAUUGUUGGGCGCGCUCAAAGCAGUACGCGUCAAUGUUUACGUGACUAUAUAUUUUUUUUCCUCACAGUUAAUCUUGUGUUUUUAUCCUGAAACUGAGAGAAAGUGUACUCUAAAAUGAUUGUAAAAUCCAUAUUUAGGUGCCGGAAAACUAUUAAUUUACCGAAAAAUUGCCAUUGAGAGAAAACGACUUUGCAAAGAAUGAUCUCACGCCAUAGCCCGCACAGCUCGCGGAGAUCACAACAACAACAACACUCACCUCUUUUCACUACUAUCGGUUAACAAAUUCAAACGUUUCCUCUCAAAUUUCCUUAUAAAACACAUGGUAAACGCGUCAUUGUCCAUUGCUGAGUUAUGGAUGCACUCAGGAGAUUCAGGAUUGCUAAGCUCACAACAACUCGAGGAAUUACGAAUAGUUUAUUGACGUCAUCAGCGUGCUCAAUAGGAAUAUGAAGCACGCUCGCGCUAUUGAAUUUGAUUAGGCGAAUUUUUUAGCUAUGUUAUAAUUGCUUUUGGUCACUCUUCUAAGUGACACAAUUGUCUCUUCGUUAUAUCAGAAACAAUUGUUGGUGUCAACAAAUAUCGCUUGGAGAAGGAAGAAGCCAUUGACGUGCUUGUUGUGGACAACACCAAAGUUCGAGAACAACAGGUUAGAGUUUAAUGCUUUUAGAUUUUUUUCCAGACAAAGUCAAGCGUUUUGUUCUUACAACUUCAGCCAACCUAAACCUCCUUACUCCUUUGCCUUAUAACCUAAUGCACCCGAUGCGAUCUAUACAAUGCCUUUCCUUCACUCUUUAUUUUACUUACAUCUGAAUUGUAUUAUAAAUUAUAUUAUAUAUAAAUAGACAAUUAAUAAAUAGACACAAAAUUAUAACCGUUUCAUGUAUUACCAAGCACUCUUAGACUCUGAGUAAGGGUUGUUUUCCAGUGUCGCAUAAUUUUUACGUGCGUACGUGCGUAAAAUUUACGUUCGGAAAUAUAAUAGAGGUAGUGCAUGAAAGGUAGCUCGUAAGAGUAAAAGUUGAAUCUUGCUCAACUUCUCGUUUAAACUCAGCACUUUUUAUCUUGCCUCUAUUUUAUUUACGUGCAUUAACGUGCGUAGCCAAAAACGCGUCAGUGAAAAUCAACCCUUAAGUCUGUAAUUCGGAAUGCCGACGCAAAGGACAGCGGAAGGGCGAAGUUGUAAUGGAAAUAUUUUUGCACUAUUUUGUCUUUAAAUUUAUAUUUGUUGAAAAGAGGUUGCAAAGCCUUAUUGUAAACGCAUCUGUCAUAAAAAGGGACUGCAAACAUGGCGUGAAAAACCGUAAAUGCGAAUUUUAUAGUAUAAACGGGCGAACCUAACACUUCUGAAGGCUCUUUCCAGUCUCGCGCGAAGAACCUGUGUGUGUGAAUUCCCGUGUGUCAACAGAUGAGCCUCACACCUCCGUGACCUCUUCCCAGUCUCACGCAAAACACCGUAAGCGGCAAUUCUUGAGUGUGAACGGGCGAGCCUCUCACCUCCCUAUUAGUCUCUUUCUGGUCUCGCCGUCCGUUUCAACCCCUGAUUUUACCUUUUUUUUUCUCCAGGGCAAAAAUACGACUGUUUUGCGGUGUAAACUUAUCCUGACUUUUUUCGUUUUCAGGUGGAGAAACUUAGACGAAUUAAAGAAACUCGAAACCCAGACGAGGUACUCACGUUUGUCUAUGAUAAUGUUCGAGACUUAAACCUGUUAUUAUAGACUAUAACACUUAUGUGACGUUUGUGAGUGAUUUAAUUCCUUCAGGUGAAAAGUGCUAUGGAUGCAAUUUCUGAAUGCUGCAAAACUGGAGAAGGCAACCUUCUUGAUCUUUCCAUCAAGGUAUCAAACUCAGAGUUUAUUGUGAAAUUAAUUUAAUACGUGUUACAUCGGUCUUGUGCUUGGAGAUCGUAGAGUAUAGAAGCAAGGUUCAAGAAUUAAGAAUUUGCAAAUGUUUAACCGAAGUUAUAAGGAAGUUCAAUGUCCACAUGUUGAACAACUGAUGGUAUUAAUUUUCUGUUUUAGGCUGCAAGAGUUCGUUGCACAGUAGGUGAAAUAACCGAGGCAAUGGAAAGGGUAGGAGUUCAACAUGAACUUUAAAAGUUAAAAAAAAAAAGUUUCAAAGUGGAGAUAACUGUUUCGUAAAUGUUAACCGCACUUUCGAUAUUUUUCAAAGACUCAAAAGAUGAAACACCAUACUAUAAUAAAUGGUAUCACAGGAAAUUUCUACACAACAGCUUUCAGUUAAAUUGUCACACGUUAUUUUCACUCCAAUACCUUAGUGAAGAACCUAAGUGAAGAACGCGAAGUGUUAACCUACUUAAAUUACAAUAACAUUGCAAUCCAAAAACCUAUUUUUAUUGCACCGCACUAUGAGCAUCAAACAGCAGGUAGAGUCUAACAUUGCUACAUAAAACGUUUUUAAUUUCUAAGUGUUUUAUUUUGUAAUGUUUUCACUUUAGCCUUUUAUAUUGGCGAAAUAUUUUAAUUUUUAAGUUUCAAUGUAAUUUAGUGUUAGUAAGUUUAAUAUUAAUUGUCUUCGUAACGACGUCCCAGAAAAUCACUUCAUAUGACAGGAGCUUCCUCUAUAAAGAUUAUCAUCUUCAUUAUCAUCAUCAUCAUCAUCAUUAUAAAUAUUGUUAUCAUUAUUGCUUUCAUUGCAUCGUAUCACUUAUGACAGGUGGUUGGAAGGCAUGUUGCCAGCGAUCGCAUGGUCAGUGGUGCUUACAAAUCCGAGUUUGGCGAAUCAGAUGAGAUUACCCAGUGCAUGAAAAAGGUCGAGGUGAGUUAUUUUACAUCCUUUUGGUCCAUGUUUGCAACCGUAUUGCAGCACAGUAUUCUGUGUCCGUUGGGUUUACCUCUAGAUUGCUGAACGAUUUUGAAUCUGUCACUAAAACCGUACCCUUAAUGUACAAAUACAUUUUUGUCUCUUCUCGUGUGUGUGUUAUUCCAAACCAAGGGCUUCGUGGAACAGGAGGGCCGUCGUCCCAGAAUACUGGUGGCUAAGAUGGGUCAAGAUGGACACGACAGAGGCGCUAAGGUGAUCGCUACUGGUUUUGCUGAUCUCGGAUUUGACGUCGAUAUUGGACCACUUUUCCAGGUCAGUGAUCAGGAUCUUAAAGGAGCUGUGUCACGGCAGUCCAGUUCAUUUUGUUUAAUUUUGCCAAUUACUCUCCCUCAAUCGGUAUGGAACUUAAAGUAAGCAAAGAAAUUACAUGGAAAUGACAAAAUCAGAGAUUCGAGACAAGCAAAUAUGUCCCCUGAGCAUUAUUUUUGAACAGAUAAACUUUGAAAAACUGUUAGGCUGAACAGUUUUCAAAAACCCUCAUUUCAAUCCGUUUUACUCUUCUUCAGUUUUGCCCACCCGUGGCAUCUGUUGUAUCUGUUGUGUUAUUUUAACCUUCCUUUAAUGUUUUAAGCGGUUAUUUUUAUGUUUCUUUCAAUUUAACGGGCAUUUUGCAAUAACAUGAUUUGGCUGAAUUUCGUGACACAGCUCCUUUAACUCAUCACCAUUUACAGUAUUACAGGACUGCCCCUAUAACACCAGGGAAGCCUUAGCUUCGUACCACAUUAAGCCACUUGUAAAACUUUCUUCUUCUCCGAAAUCGUAUCUACCUGGCACACUGCCCGUCAUAUUUGAAACUCUCUGCUCCCCUGGGCAGUUUAUGUUUUUUGAGCCGUCUCAACUAUAAUUGGUCUUUGUGUGUUGACUAAUGUUAGCUUUCUUUGUUAAGAGCCUCAUUUUUCUCGUCUCAGACUCCCAAGGAAGUGGCGCAGCAGGCAGUGGACGCAGAUGUACAUGUGGUGGGAAUCAGCUCCCAGGCCGCUGGACAUAAAACACUCUUACCUGAGCUGAUCGCCGAAAUGAAGAAAAUGGGAAGAGGGUAAGGUGCAGUAUAUUUCAAGGAGUCCCUCUCACUCUCCCCGCCCUGUGCAUUAACUGAUAUAAGUGAACCACCUAUCAACUCGCCAGGACCAAUUUUGUGGGUCUUCGACGUAACCAUAGGGUUGCAGAGGGAGGGAGUUUGAGUAAGCUGACUUCAGCGACCUUACCGUUCAGGCGCGAGGUGUAAUGUAUGAACCUGUCAGUGAUUUCCUUUGCAACUGACUACUACCCUUUUCAAGGUACGGACAACUUUAGUUUUUGCAGAUUAGGUGAUCAUAUUCAAGUAGUUUUAUUAAAACCUUGCAGCUCGUAUAAAGAAGUAAAUCUUCUUCUCUAGUUUAGGUGUUUUGAAACGCAAUGGAGAGAGGUAAACAUGUGGCUACGUAGGACAAACGUUUAUAAUUAAACGUUACUUCUCCGCAAGAGAACUAGACGAAGUGUGUUGUAUUCUCUUAACAGUAUUCCUAAUAAUCUCGCGGCACGAUUUUUAGGGACAAAGCAAGCUUCAUUUACUGCGCUGCUCUCCCCCACACCCUCUCUCCCUUGUUACUGUUUCACCGUGUUUUCUGUUCUGGCAGCGAUAUCGUUGUCGUGUGUGGCGGUGUGAUUCCUCCCCAAGACUAUGAUUUCCUACAUCAAGCUGGAGUUCACGCUGUAUUUGGACCCGGUAAGAUGACCACAUGAUAGCAAGUAGCUUGCAAAACUUGAUCUAUUUUGCUAUAAAUUUGGUGUUACUCCUUGGGGGUGGAAAGAAGUAAGGCUGGUUUUCACUAGCGCGGAGACGGAGUCGUAAUCAGAAGCGUAGGUCUUGAUGAUCUACUGAAAAGAGCGACUGCGGCGUUAACGAUCAAGUGAAAAUUGUAGGUUGUCGCAUUCGCAAGCAGAAGCAGAAGAACUAAACCAAUCACAAAGCGCGGGAAUGUGCAUUGUGAUUGGUUUAUCCUUCCGCUUCUGCUCCCGACUCCUACGAUUUGGUUUUCAUUAGAUCAUAAGCGGAACGUAAGCGACGGAGUCGUAAGUGGAGUAGGAAGAAAUUGAAACGUUUCAGUUUUAUGUUCUUAGUCGGUACGAUGAUCAUCGGUCAUUAAUCAUGAGGUAGAUUGAGUAAAGACAAUGCAGCGUUAACUGAGAAAGCGAAAUCGCACGGAAAAGGCUGAACGUGACUCAGUGUCUUGCUCUGCUAUUGGUCACGUCGAUUUUUAGCUCUGCGCGACUCGCUGUCACUUUAGUCACGUUGUCUUUAAUGUGUCGAUGGUGCUGAUAAUGUUGAUGAUGAUGAUUACGGUACUGUUGAUGGUGAAUGUUUUCAUCACCUUUGUAGCCCCGGGAUGACGUCUGCUAAAGUCCCGGAAUGGAAGUUAAAAAUAAUACUUUUCUGACUAAAGUUACGUCAUUAAGGUAGCAAUUAGCAUUUCAAAGUUUGAAUUUCAAGAAUUGGCAUUACUACACUCAAACAUCUUAACAGUAGACAUUACAGUCGAACCUGCACUGACGGCUACCCCUCUACAACGGUCCCCUUUUUCGUCCCGGCAGACAGUCCAUACAUUGGCUCUUGUUUAAACCUCUCUACAACGGCAACGGCCUCUAAAGCGUGUCCCCAACUGCCAAAAUAGGGACCUUACGAUCCGACAACAGCGACGUCCAUGAAAACGUUGCUGAAAAACAGACUUCGCAUCAUUUUAAACUUUUUCGCGAUUAUCCUAAUUCGCCCUGUUGCUUAAGAGAAGGGAAUUUUGGCUGAAGCCGAAGAGAGGACAACGCGCUCAGGUUCGGACAGAGAUGGUAGAAUUUAUCACCUUGCCGUUCCCGUUCCCAAGUAAACUUAAAAUUUGGUCAUUUCACGUCGUAGUUGUGCAAUGAAGGCAAAGAAGUGUACAAAAAAGCGUGAUGCACGUGCAGAGUUGUUGUUUAGCUCAUUAAACCUAUUGUUUUUUGACGUUCCCGUUGCCGUCGUCGCCGUGGUUUCGUAAAGUCCAUAAUAGGGAGCUUAAGCAGCGACGUUUUUGAGCGACGCACGUCAACCGGAAGUGAGGUAUUUUCCCUCUUAACAUGCCUUGAUGAUAUAAAAUUUGUAUUCCUUAGCUUCUUUACUUUUAUAGAGGCGAUUUGACUGAAAAUUUGCGCGAAACCACCGUCAAAAAAUGAAAAAAGGCCACUUCCUGUUGACGUGCGUCGCUCAAAAACGUUGUUGCUUAAGCUCCAUAAUAGCCUCUCGACAACGGCGAGUUUCUUCAUCUCUGAUGAAAAAGUCAAGAAUGGUCAGGAAAUUUGAUCCGUAUGGCCCGUUGAAGAUUAAUCGCGGCAUGCAAUCGUAUUUUGUUUUGUUUUGUUCCAUUUAUACUGCUGCAGUAAUGAUAAAUUGCUGACGAUACUCAUAGCGAAUGUUGCGAACCUUGCCCGUUUUGUCACCUUAACAUUUUGAUUCAAAACAGUAUUCAUGCUUUUGAAUGAAUUUUAUCUGUAUAUAUUAUAUAUGAUUGGACUACCAUUAUGGGAUACAGCAAGCAUGAAAUUAAACUCAAAAAACAUUCUGGACUUCCAGCUUCCCAGUUUGAAAUAAACGUUUUUUUGUGAAAAUCAGGUAAAUGUCAUAUUACACCUUUACGUUUAGUUACCGUCUGCAUAACAGGCAUGAAAUUAGCACCUAAACAUACUUCAAAUAAACGCCAAAAAUUUCGUCUGUCCCCAAACGUUGGCCGUUUUCGUCUGUCCCCAAGUUGGCCGUUGUGUAGAGGGUUAACUGUGGGUCUCGAUCAUUGACAAAUAACAUGACAUCUCUCUCUACCUUUCUAGGUACGCGAAUACCAGCUGCCGCUAUGGACGUACUUGAUGCUGUAUUAAAUAAUGAUCCCGCACAAAAGACCACCGCUUGAGUAAACAGUGCACAGCUUGAGAGUGUGGCGAUACCUUAGUAUUGACUUACCCCACUCGAUCUUUUCUGAGGUUGCUAAGAAACAUGUAACGUCUAGGAUCAAAAAAAAAACGCCCGUGUUUUAACGAAUAGGUUUUUUUCGUAAGAGGUACUUUGUUUUCUUAAGAGUUGAGUAGUGAGCCGUGUAGUGUUUUAAAAGAGCAACGGCCCGUAAGAUCCUCAAAUUAUGUAGUGACUAUUUUAGUGGCUACUGAUCUAAUUCGUUCAGGGGCACCCAACGAGGAUAUAGUUCAAAAUCACUUAACAUAGCAUUGUUGAACGUAUUUUAGUAUUCAAACGGUAGAUAUAGGCAUAUUUUUAUCCCCUAAAAACUUUUCAUCUGUUCGGAUUUGCUAGCUGAAAGUCUAGUGAUCCGAAAAUUAUAGGGAUCAAAACCUACCUUCUCGAAAACUUCAGCCAGGAAAAGGCUCCCGAAAAUUCUAGGUGGCCUUUUUUAGUGUCAAAAUACGUCCAAAAUCGGUAAUUAUACCAUUUUGUAUAUGUUCGAAAAUCCUAGGAGAGGCAGGCAAGCAAGAAAUUUUACAACAAAUGCUCCGAAAAUUCUAGAUCUCAAAUCGUCUUUCGAACAGAUAUUUUCCCGAAAAUUGCCGUUGGGUGCCCCUGUUCGUUAACUGAAUUUUUAAUUGUAAAUAGACAUAGAAAAUAACGUAUGUUAUAUAAACGACUAGUUCAUAGAGCUGCUUAAAUUUAACCUAGGUUUUUCGUGCGAGAAAUAUAUAAAAUAUCUGGAUUGUCCUCAAGGACAUUCUUCCUUCGCUAAUAAAGGUGAAAU
This is a messenger RNA of Porites lobata, 18134 nucleotides long. Lineage: Eukaryota; Metazoa; Cnidaria; Anthozoa; Scleractinia; Poritidae. The record is from the annotation of a GenBank genome assembly.